Molecule: messenger RNA, 1191 nt
Organism: Lithohypha guttulata
Lineage: Eukaryota; Fungi; Ascomycota; Eurotiomycetes; Chaetothyriales; Trichomeriaceae
Gene: MSP1
Product: mitochondrial dynamin GTPase Msp1
Exons: 2
Coding region: 1-1191 (396 amino acids)
Biological process (GO): extraction of mislocalized protein from mitochondrial outer membrane
Cellular component (GO): mitochondrial outer membrane
Molecular function (GO): ATP binding; ATP hydrolysis activity
Source: RefSeq, a predicted model, not a curated record
AUGGCGGUCAUGGCACCAGAUAGAGGGUCUGUAACUCGGGCGGUGCGAGAAGUGCUCCUGGCAUCAGGCGCAACACUGGCUGGAUAUGUCCUCAUUCGCUAUCUUCUCAAACAGAUCAAUUCAGACCCUGACCAGGAGCGCGCACGUCUAGAGUCAGCAGCAAUUUUGAAGCGACUGGACGGCCCGCCAUCGUACGAAGCCGCCGAACCUGAUCCGUAUGCUCGACCCCAAAGGGAGGAGCUGAAGUUGAACCAGUACGAGCAGGUCAUCCUUCAAGAUUUGGUCUUCCCAGAAGACAUACCAGUGGGGUUCGACGACAUUGGAGGAUUAUCAAACAUAAUAGAAGAGCUGAAAGAAUCGGUCAUCUACCCUCUCACCAUGCCCGAACUCUACACGCAUUCCUCCUCAUUACUUGCGGCGCCGUCCGGGGUAUUACUGUACGGUCCACCAGGAUGCGGGAAGACGAUGAUUUGCAAAGCACUGGCGCACGAAUCCGGCGCAUGUUUCAUCAACCUGCACAUCUCCACCUUAACGGAAAAAUGGUUCGGCGAUUCUAACAAACUGGUCAAUGCAGUCUUCUCGUUAGCACGGAAGCUCCAACCAGCAAUCAUCUUCAUCGACGAGAUAGACGCAGUCCUGGGUACAAGACAUAGCGGCGAGCACGAAGCAAGCGGUAUGGUAAAAGCAGAAUUCAUGACAUGGUGGGAUGGUCUCAAGUCAGCAGACGGGUCUGGACAGGCACAGCGAAUACUAGUGCUAGGAGCAACCAACAGAAUCAAUGACAUUGACGACGCGAUAUUAAGACGAAUGCCUAAAAAAUUUCCGAUACACCUCCCCAAUGCCUCGCAAAGGUUAAAAAUACUCAAAUUGAUGCUGAAGGAUACCAAGGUGGAUCAUGCGAACUUGGAUCUGCCAUACGUUGCCAGGGUCAUGGAUGGUAUGUCCGGCAGCGAUAUCAAAGAGUCAUGCAGGGACGCGGCGAUGGUACCCGUACGAGAGAUGAUACGCGAACAGAGAAGUAAUGGCAGGCGUAUGAACGAAGUUCGUGCUAAAGAGGUGCGCGGCUUGAAGACUGACGAUUUCUUCGCAAACCCCAAGAAAACUCCUGCGACUGUUACAGCCGCAGAAGAGAAAGAAGAAUGGAGCACAGCAUCGUCGUCCCCUGCUCCCGAGAAUGAGAGGUUGGACUAG